Messenger RNA from Gryllus bimaculatus (two-spotted cricket), 168 nucleotides. Lineage: Eukaryota; Metazoa; Arthropoda; Insecta; Orthoptera; Gryllidae. The record is from the annotation of a GenBank genome assembly.
AUGGCUGCCGUCGCCGUGAGCGCCGGCCUGUCGCUGCCCGCCGUCCGCCUGACUGACUUGAACGAGGAAACGGCCCGGACCUUUUCCUCCCCGAGGGUACGUAGAAGCCCGGCCGACUUCGCGGCGCGCCGGCGUGCGGAGGCCGAAGGGCUUUGUGGCUUUGAAGCC